AUGGCUCUUGAUGAUGCGGCCAGGAGGGCCUAUGUAGGGAAUCAUAUGGAUUCGGAUCUUCAGUUCAUCUUAGGAGAAUCUGGAGUUUCUUUGGCCUCUCAAUAUAACAUCGCUCAGGCGUAUACUUCUCUCAGGAGAUUUAGUGCUGUUGCUGAUGACAGGGCUGGGGUGAGAACUGUUUGCAGAGAUGAUUUUGGAAUUCCCGGAGACACGCCCCAGGGACGGGCCGAGGCGGCCUCUGUGAUUGCAGCUUGGGAGACAUCAAAGGAAUACAUUGCCAAGGAGGUUGAAUUGAGAGCUGAGUCGAAGGUCUUGAGACAGCCGCGUGUGCUUCAGGUUCACGAGCGCCAGGCCAUGAUUCGUGCAGUUGAGGCUGUGCAUGGGUCUUUGAAUGAGGCUGAGGCACCAUUACAGGAUUAUUUGUCCUUGAAGGCCGACGAGACGGAGACAAACGAACCUGUUGCAGCACAGCUAGACGAGAUUUUGAGUAGGAAGGAUUCGUCCAAUGCUGCCAUUCAGUCUUCUGUUGAUGCUUCAGGUCAUUUGCGAGUGACUCGGACAAAGACCAAGGCGAAGAUGCCAGUCACGACCGAAGACUAUAGGCGCAUUAUGAAGGUUGAGAUGUUUUCUUGGCUUUGCAUGGCGGCACGUUUUCGCUCCAAGCAUUGGCUUCACGGCCUGACUGCGGAACCCUUUCUGAAGUUUGUUGAUUUCAUUCUUGGUGAUAGGGUCUGGGGGAUUCAGGUUCCUUCAGCUGCAGGUGAGGCGCAGCGUGUCAAGCCAGAUUGGGCAAUCGUCUUGGCCUUUGAACACAAGUUGAGAAAGGAAGCAAUGAAGAAAGUCACCAAUGAAGGCUUCACUCUUUCAGAUGCUUUAGCAGCCGUGAUUCGUGAUCCUGAUUUGAAAGAGGCUUAUUUCACUACCCCUAUUGCUUUGAAAGCCGCAACCAGCACAGAGGCUCCACCGAACAAAUGGUUUCGUCUCAACGACAAAGGUAACAAAGGGAGGCGGAUUGUGGAUGAGGCAAAUUUCUUCGUGUCCAAGUGUUUUGAGCUUUGCCUUGAGACAGUCAGGGCGAAUGGACAUUUUCUCUUGGAGCAUCCGGAGGACUUAGGCCUUGUUCAGGACGAGCGGCCAGGAUCCAUUUGGCAGUGGCCUGAGUUGCAUGAGUUGUUGAUUGUGACACAUUUGUGUUGCUUUGCCAUUCAUCAAUGCCAGUUUGGUGCAGACACACCCAAGCCUACGCGUUUUGCGACCUCGAUGCCAGUGAGCGACCCCAGAUGCUUUUGCUCGUUGCCCGUCUUCGACAAGGUCGGUCGCUAUCUCGGUCCAUUGCCUCGCGAUUGCGGGCGCCAACAUACGGUGCACUUGAUUGGCAAAACAGACAGUGGUUGGAAGACGGCGCCCAGUGCCGCAUACCCUCCCGGUCUUUGUUCUUUUCUCGCUCAGUUGAUCCUUGAUGUCGGAACAUCCCUUCGGAAGGGGGGGCUAAAGGAUAAACCUCGCUCUCAGUCAUCCAUAGGGGGGCACCCGGCUAAGAAGCCUCGAGCAGCUGAGCCAGUGGGAGACUUGGACAAACCAGCAAUUGCACAGGCCUCUUUGGGGGGCUUGGACAAACCAGCAAUUGCACAGGUCUCUUGUGUGAACAAAGCAACAAUUGCACAAGAACCUUGUAAGGACUUGGGCAAGGCAUCAGUCACUUCGAGUCAGCCAGCGCAGUCUUCAUCCGGAGAUUGUGGUUCGCCUUUGGUUGUGAUUGAUUUGGAAGACGAUGAGGGCAACAAGGGGGCAGUGCCUCUGGAGGAUUCCCACGACUCGUUCGACGUGCAGGCCUGUUUGAAUAGGGGGACCCCGAUGGUCGCUGAGUGGGACAACAAGUCUCAUGAGUUCAUUGAUGGUUUUGGGCUGUGCAGCCCCACUCGUUGGCACCCGCUGGCACGGGGUGAGAGGCGCACUCAGGUUAUGCGUGACCUUGCAACCAAAACCUUUGAGCUUUUAGAGGCCUUCGUGGUAAAGCUCAUUAGAAAUCCCAGACAGGAUGCCUUCAAACUGGUCACCGGCAAGUUGGAAUCUUCACCAUUUCCUCAGUCUGAUUUGCAGGACCUUCGAGUGGCUUGGGCGCAGCUCCUUCCAGAUCCAAAGGACGCUCUUGUGGUAGAACCGGGUCAGCCCUUUUCAUUGAGGGCGAUUUCCCAGUGGUUGAAAGUCUUUGAGGACCCCGAUGUGUCUUGGUUGGUGGACGAACGGGACUCGUUUGCUUCAGGGGUGCCGAUUGGAGUUGACGAGCCGCUGCCUCGGUCACCGCAGGUUUUCGGACCCAAAGUGCGCCACAGGAAGCUUGAUGAAUCCGAGUUUAAUCCCCUUGCCUUUAACUACCCCUCGGGUCAGCUUAGUUGCAAAGAACUCGAAGAGAAGUUUAGGGAAGAGGAGUCGCUUGGUCGGAUGUUUCCUUCUAAGCUUUCGGUCCUUAGGAAUAAGUACGGUGAUAGGGUGAGGGUGGCAGCUAUGGCUGCGAUCACCAAGCCGGACGGAUCGGUCCGCCCGUUGCACGACGCGACCCAUUCUGUAAAGGUUAACCACGCCAUCCUUUAUAGAGAUCAGAUUCAGUGCCCAGGUCCUGCAGAAAUCGCUGCGGUAGUCAGGAUUGCCGUGGAGUCUGGUGAGGCUCCCUUUUGCUUGUCUGCUGACAUCAAAGCGGCCCACCGUCUAGUUAAGAUUAGGGAAUCGGAUUGGGGCUUCAUGUGCUGCCGUGCUGACUCUUCGUCUGAUGUCAUAUGGGUCAACAAGACGGGGACCUUUGGCGUCUCUAGCGCCCCCUACUGGUGGGCGAAGCUGUGUGCCUUGAUCGGAAGAUUCGUAGGUCACCUGAUGCAGACCUCUUGGUUUCUCCACAUGAUUUAUGUAGAUGACUUGCAUGGAGUUUUCGUAGGCGAGCGCAAAUUCCUGAACUUGUGGAUUUGGUUGCUGGCCUUUGAGAUGGCCGGUACUCCCUUUGGAUACCAUAAGUUCAAAGGGGGGUUUGCGUCUGAGUUCGUAGGGAUGGUGGGGCGGCUGCCUGAUACGAUUAUCCUGACCUUGAAGUACUUGCUCGUCGAGUUUGGUCUGGAAUCUUUCAGGGUUUCGGUGAGGGCGCCUGUUGUAUUUCCGGCUGAGGCCUUUCGCACAGACGCAAAGUGCACGGACGACUUUGUGGUUCUUGGAGGCUGGGAGAUCAAGUCUCGGCGCUGGUUCUCGCUGAGGCUCUCUCCUGACUGCGUGCCAUUCCUGUUUCGCAAAGGGUCAGGGGCCCAAUGGGCGUCAACGUCAGCGGAAUUUUUGGCGUCCUUGGCGGGGCUGCAUGCCUUCGGUUGGUUGGCCCCCUCUCAAAGGAGGAAAUCUGCAGUUGUCGCUCUUUCGGCGGGUACUGAUAAUCAAGCCAAUGAGGCGCUGUCGGUCAAGCGCUCGUCGACCAAGUGGCCACUGAUGGCAGUGAAUAUGCAGCUUUCGUCAUCCCUGGCCAAGGAUAUGGACCUUUCGAUCAUCCAGGAACUUGUUCGCACGAGGGCAGCAUUCGAUGUGGCGCGUGCAGAGGCCAAGGCUGCGAAGGGUUCUGGUCGUUCCGGUCCCACUAAGC
Molecule: messenger RNA, 3613 nt
Organism: Durusdinium trenchii
Lineage: Eukaryota; Dinophyceae; Suessiales; Symbiodiniaceae
Source: the annotation of a GenBank genome assembly